Messenger RNA from Arabidopsis thaliana (thale cress), 600 nucleotides. RefSeq names its product thionin-like protein. The coding region runs from base 67 to 381 and encodes 104 amino acids. Lineage: Eukaryota; Viridiplantae; Streptophyta; Magnoliopsida; Brassicales; Brassicaceae. The record is from RefSeq and is marked reviewed. The transcript is spliced from 3 exons.
UCACAAGUAACACACAACUUCCUCAAUUUUUAUAAUAUUCUUUGUAGACAAAAAAAAGAAAAAAAUAUGGAGAGCAACAGAAUGGUGAUGUUUGUGACAAUGAUGAUAGUGAUGGUAAUGGGAAACCUUCUGAUUGAAACAGAAGCUGAUGCUCCACCUCAACCUUCUCCUUUUAAAACUUUUUCCUGUAUCAAGACUUGUCUUGAACCUCCUUCUUCACAGAUGGAUUCCACAAACGAAAUCAAUCAUAAUGAUUAUUACUGCAAACUAGGUUGUUCUACUCAUCACUGCGCUUCCCUUUCCUCUAUCCAAAAUCCGAAUGUGGACAAAGUUGUGGACUGUGUGGAUUCAUGCUCGGACAAGUGCUCGAACAAGAACUAGAAGUGAUAUUAACUACGUACUCUUUAUUGUGCCACAGUACCGAUCUGAAUGAUAUGAACCAUUUAGUUUAUGUAUCAUUACGAUGAAUUUUUGUGUACCACAAGCAAAUCGAUCGGUUAAUAAAACUAUUUCCCCAUCUUAAUAAAUCCACCAAGAACUGAUAUAUAGCCAUAUUAACUACUUUUCCCUUUUUUCUUGUAAUAAAAUAUUGACAAUUAA